This is a messenger RNA of Zingiber officinale, 2180 nucleotides long. Its product is annotated as CBS domain-containing protein CBSCBSPB1-like. Gene Ontology annotation, molecular function: protein binding. The record is from RefSeq and is a predicted model, not a curated record. Lineage: Eukaryota; Viridiplantae; Streptophyta; Magnoliopsida; Zingiberales; Zingiberaceae. The coding region runs from base 271 to 1905 and encodes 544 amino acids. The transcript is spliced from 14 exons.
GAAUGACGAAAAAAAUUGUGCGGUAUAAAGAAGGUUCGAUUCCCGUCAAAAUGGGAGGCGGAGAGAAGAGGCGCGGCGAGACCUAUCGCAUCAGGCAGUAUCGCUUCUGCCGAUUUCUCGCGAGUCCGGUUCGCUCUCCGUCGCCGGCGAUCCGAGUUGGCUCGCGGGAAGGAGGGCAGGAGUUUUCUUCCAGAUACAACGCCGGUGCCGUGGGAAAAAAGCGUGGAAAGGGAGAGCUCAAAUCGGGGGAGUUGAUCUUCGGAUCGGGAUAUGGACGGGCAAGGCAUCGGAGGCGGUUCGACUCGGAGGAGCAUAUCGGGGACCAGCAAUCUGGGGAGGAAGAAGGCUCCGGAGAACGGCCUGGACGCUGCCCGGCGGAAUUCCAUAUCUCGACCCCCAACUAUGAGCGGAGAGAGAACAGUGAAGAGAUUACGUUUGUCUAAGGCUUUGACUAUCCCUGAAAGUACAACUGUGUAUGAAGCUUGCCGUAGGAUGGCUUUACGAAGGGUUGAUGCUGUCCUGUUGACAGAUUCAAAUGCACUACUUUGCGGAAUUCUUACAGACAAGGAUAUUACCACAAGAGUCAUUGCUAAGGAGCUGAAACUUGAGGAAAUUCCAGUGUCAAAAGUAAUGACUAGAAACCCAAUGUUUGUUCUUUCUGACACACUUGCUGUGGAAGCUUUACAGAAGAUGGUACAAGGAAAGUUCAGGCAUUUGCCAGUUGUAGAAAAUGGUGAAGUCAUUGCUUUGCUUGACAUUGCAAAAUGUCUAUACGAUGCAAUAGCAAGAAUGGAGAGGGCUGCUGAAAAGGGUAAGGCCAUUGCAGCUGCAGUUGAAGGGGUAGAAAAGCACUGGGGGACUACUACCACUGGUCCCAAUACAUUUAUUGAAACACUUCGAGAGCGGAUGUUUAAGCCAUCCUUGUCAACCAUCCUUCAAGAGAAUUCAAAGACUGUUACCAUCGCACCAACUGAUUCAGUGUUAACUGCAGCCAAGAAGAUGCUUGAGUUCAAAAUAAGUUCGGCUGUUGUAACAAUUGAAAAUAAACCUGGGGGAAUUCUGACUUCAAGAGACAUUUUAAUGCGUGUAGUUACCCAGAAUCUUUCACCAGAAUCUACUCCUGUGGAAAAGGUCAUGACUCCAAAUCCUGAAUGUGCAAGGGUUGACACAGCAAUUCUUGAUGCUCUUCAUACAAUGCAUGAUGGGAAAUUUUUACAUUUACCUGUUGUUGAUAAAGACGGGAACAUUGUUGCAGUUAUUGAUGUUAUUCAUAUUGCCCAUGCUGCAAUAGCCACUGCUGGAAGCACAGGUGCAGCAAACGAAAGUGCAAGUGCCAUGAUGCAUAAAUUCUGGGAUUCUGCUUUGUCUCUAGGACCUUUGGAUGACGAAGAUGAUUCUAGAAGUGAAGGAUCUUUGAAACUUGCAUCAGAUGCUGGGGAUACAGUUAGAUCGUCUGCUUUCUACCCGCCUUCAGGCUUGUCAACAACAUUCGGCUUUAAGCUCCAGGAUAAACAGGGAAGAAUGCAUAGAUUUAACUGCGAAACACAGAGCUUGACAGACCUUAUAACUUGCAUACUCCAGAGGGUUGGUGGUGAUAUCGAUAAAAACCAUCUCCCACAGAUACUGUACGAAGAUGAGGACCACGAUAAAGUUAUUCUUGCAUCAGAUAGCGACCUUGUGGCAGCAGUGGACCAUGCUAGACAAGCUGGUUGGAAGAGUUUGAGGUUGCAUUUGGAUUACACCGGUAUGGGCGGGAGGAAGAAAGGUCGAGGUGGAUCAGCAACUGGGAAUUUGGAGUAUGCACAGAAGGAUGCCUGGGCAAGCGCAUACAGCACGGUGGCUGCUGGAGCAGCAUUAAUUGCAGGUAUCGGAGUCAUGGCCUAUUUGAAAAGGUCAGCAUCGUAGAUUAAACACUAAACGUCAGGAUCAAUUAUAAACGACAUUCUCUUGUACGAAUUCAAGAAAUAGGAAGAGCCAUUGAAUAAAAGUACUACGAGACACGUAUUGUAAUUAUUUAUCCUGCAGACGGGGGAAGUAUUUUAGGAUCGGCGUUACAAGUUCAGCUGUUUUUACCCCUUUUUUUUUUCCUCUGGGAAUAUACAUGUAUUGUACACGUUUUGCAAUUAUAAACAACAUUCUCUUUCUUUUAUAAAUAUGAAAAAUAAAGAUGUGUUCGUCAA